AUGUGUCCAGAGAACCUCCUCCUGCGCCUGGUGCACAUGGUGUCGUUUGCCUGGGCCCUGGUACAGUCGCUGUUGGACGAUGUGACUGAUGGUCUCAACUCUUUCUGCAAAGACAAUCUGUGCAUCUCCAAAGUCCUGCUGUUCGAGAGAGCUCUGCUCAACCAGCAACUCAAGAAGGGCAAAGAGGUGAGCCAGGAGAGUGUGAAGCAGUUCUAUGAGAGCUGGAUGUCCCGACAGAACACACUGUCGUCUCAGGAGCACCUGGAGCACCUGGAGGAAACCCCUCCCCUCUGCUCUCCCCCCGCGGUGCCCUCUCUGAGACGAGGCUACGCCAAACUCAAGAGUCAGGCCUCCAAGGUGUCCUGGGGCAGCAGCGUAUCCAGUUGUGUGACAGAUGAGACCAUGCUGGGCUCUCGACAGCCGACUCUGGAGCUGGAGGCUGUGGGUCCAGAACAGCUCCGUCACAAACUCAUGAAGAGCAGAAACGUGGACUUCAGCUCCUUUGACCACAGUCUGGAAGAUGAUGAAGAAGCACAAAUGAAAGUCCAGGAGAAAGAGGAGUUCUCCGAACACUCACACCAGCAGGAGGAGGAGGAGGACCACAGAGAGGAGGAGGAGGAGGACCACAAAGAGGAGGAGGAGGAGGACCACAGAGAGGAGGAGGAGGAGGACCACAAAGAGGAGGAGGACCACAGAGAGGAGGAGGAGAGGAGAUGGAGAGAGGAGGAGGAGGAGAGGAGAUGGAGAGAGGAGGAGGAGGGGAGGAGAUGGAGAGAGGAGGAGAAAAGCCUGGACUUCCCAGAAUCCCCCAGACCUCUGAGUCAGGAGACCAGGAAUCUGACGGCCAGCGAGUUACUGCUGAACAAUGCGUUUGAGAGUGAGGAGAUCUCAGAGUCAGAGAGUUUCUUCCUGAAGUUGCCUCGGCCUCUGAAGUUGUGUAUCGCUGUGUACAACACAGUGAUGUCGAAGUCUGAGAUGUUGUGUUACUUUGUGAUAAUCCUGAACCACAUGGUGUCAGCCUCGGUGCUCUCGCUCUUCCUCCCCAUCCUCCUCUUCCUCUGGGCCAUGCUGUCUGUGCCACGCCCAUCCAAACGCUUCUGGAUGACAGCCAUCAUCUACACUGAGCUCACCGUGGUGGUAAAGUACCUGUUCCAGUUUGGGUUCUUCCCGUGGACCACGUCUUCGUACCGUGGCAUUAAUGCGGACCGUCCCUUUGCGUUGCCGAACAUCAUCGGAGUCGAGAAGAAAGACGGAUACGUCCUGUUCGACCUCAUCCAGCUCCUGGCUCUGUUCUUCCACCGCUCUAUCCUCAAGGGCCAUGGUCUGUGGGACAAUAAGGAGGUGGAGAUGCCAGAUUUCUUCAAGAAGCUGAAGAAGAAAGUGGACAAGAAGAAGAGUCAGGGAUCAGAGAAGAGGAGCAGAGAGACUCGCUGUCUGAAGCUCCUCCCUAUCAGCACCUCCUCCAGCACCUGCCUGUGCUGUCGCAGGAGGAGAGGAGGCACAGAGUCUGACGAAGGGAAACCCAAGAAGCAGAGCAGUAAAAAGAGGAGAAAGCGAAACCAAACUCCUCUGACUCGGAAACAGCUCCUGAGACAACAGCUCCGAGAGAAGAUGCUACAGGCCAAGGCUGCGGUCAUUGAAGUAGCACUGCACAUUUACUUACCCAUCAGGCAGUUCUUCUAUGACAUCAUCCACCCGGACUACAGCCCUGUGUGUGACGUGUACGCGCUCAUGUUCCUCAUCGACGUCGUCAACUUCAUCGUCACCAUCUACGGAUACUGGGCCUUUGGGAAGUACUCUGCGGCUGCGGACAUCACUGAGUCUCUGUCUGAAGACCAGGUUCCCGAGGCCUUCCUGGUGAUGCUGCUGAUGCAGUUUGGGACCAUGAUCGUGGACCGGGCCUUGUACCUGAAGAAGUCUCUGCUGGGAAAGUGUGUGUUUCAGGUGGUGCUGGUGUUUGGCAUCCACUUCUGGAUGUUCUUCAUUCUGCCUGGAGUCACCGAGAGGACAUACUACAGCGCUGAGACCCAACGCAACAUGCUCGCAUACAACGAGGUGAAGAAGAAGCUACGGGAUAAAAACAUGGAGUACGCGAGCCGCUAUCCUGCAAAGCUCAGAGUGCGCCACGAAGGGGCAUUCAAGCUUUUCACAUCACCCGCGGAGGUGGAAAACUUUCUGCGCACUUUGGAAGAUUAA
Messenger RNA from Knipowitschia caucasica, 2196 nucleotides. Lineage: Eukaryota; Metazoa; Chordata; Actinopteri; Gobiiformes; Gobiidae. The record is from the annotation of a GenBank genome assembly.